This is a messenger RNA of Malassezia japonica, 1002 nucleotides long. RefSeq lists its product as uncharacterized. The record is from RefSeq and is a predicted model, not a curated record. The coding region runs from base 1 to 1002 and encodes 333 amino acids. Lineage: Eukaryota; Fungi; Basidiomycota; Malasseziomycetes; Malasseziales; Malasseziaceae. The transcript has a single exon.
AUGUCCGACGCCGCGGACGUGGACCUCGAUAGCGAGCAGCGUUCGAACCUGAUCAAGCUUGCUGCGGAUGGAUACCUCGAGUCCCAUUCCGUGCACGCCAAGCCCGGCGAAAAAGCGAGCGCUGUGCCCGAUCGUGUGGCGCAAGCGGUGACGCCCGACGACGCAUCGCGUAUCGCGCUCACGGCAGAUAACCUCGGGCAGAUUCCCGAGGCGGAGCAGCUUGCGCCAGGCAUCCGGCUGCCUGAGCAUGUGAUGAACGAGUCGCAGCGGCUUUCUACGCAGGCCGAGGCGCCGCCGCCGCUGAGCGAUCACCAUCCGCACAGCGCGCACCCCGGCAUGCCUCCCGAGCUCGACCCCCGCACCCCCGUCUUUCGCCCCUGCCGCCCCAGCGCCGGCUCCGUCUUUUCCGUUGCUGUGCAGCCGGGCUCGCCCCGCAGUGUCGCCGCCGAUCUCGCCGAUAAGCACGAGGCGCACAAGCCCGAUUCGCCUCCCUAUACCUAUUCUACGCAUACGGGCUCGCCGCCGAGCGACCUGGCCUACUCGUCGCGGGCUACGACGCCGGUGCACUCUGCCGGGCGCUCGGGCAGCGCGGCCGCGCAGCACAGCACCGGGCGCACCGCGAGCAUCGCCGACAGCGAGGCCGGGAGCGUCGUGAGCGACCUGAGCAGCAGCGCCUACUCGGGCGACGUCCGCGAGCAGGAGCUUGCGAUUGAGCGCCAGCGCAUGCGCGAGCGCGAGCUCAUGGGCGGUGAGACGGGCAUCGGCGGCCCGGUGCCGAUCCCGUUCGCCCGCCUCCAGGACAACCUCGGCCAGCUGCGCAACUCGCAGUCGUAUCGCUCAAUGAGCACCGCCGCAACGGUCGCCACCUCGCCCUCGACGUCUGUGCGGGGCAGCGACUGCGACCACUCGGUCUCGCCCUCGCGGCGGUCGACGACCAGCGCAGGCGAUUCGCUCCUUUGGGAGGAGCCUUCGGUGGGGCUCAGCACACCGUCACGUGAAUAG